Molecule: messenger RNA, 846 nt
Organism: Cuscuta campestris
Lineage: Eukaryota; Viridiplantae; Streptophyta; Magnoliopsida; Solanales; Convolvulaceae
Source: the annotation of a GenBank genome assembly
AUGUCAAUGUAUGGGUCAUAUUAGCACCAUACAAAUUCUUAUUUUGAAGAUAAAAAUAUAGAACUCAUAUUUGAGUAUUUUAUUUAUGUUUUAUUUCUAUUUAGCGUGAUUUCUUGUUAGUUUAUAUUUGGAAUUUGGAAUAUAUUUCUUUGAAUUUGUGUUUUUUACUCGGUAUUAUUUUAUGUUUAUUCCAACCCAAAUGACUCUUUUUUACAGUAUUUUAUCUAUCCCCUCCCUCCUUUACGGACCUCCAUACUUCUUCCAUGGCGGCUUCAAGAAUGCUAUCCAGGUUAUCUUCUCGGCUGCGACCUGCCCCUCUCAAGAUUAACAAGUCAGUCUCUCCGUCGCCAGAGACAUCCUUCUUCAAUGCUGCGCCUAAAUCUACCGUCAAACGAUUUUCCCUAAUCUCCAGGUUACCCGUAGAGUUAAGCGGAGUGGAGACAAUGAUGCCAUUACACAGCGCCUUAGCUUCUGCCCGAUUGAACUCCAACUUGUCCAUUGAGUCACAGAGCUGGUGUUUAGCUCCUCAAGGGAAGUCGAUGCCUUUAUGAUGUCAUCUUUUGAGACAAGUCCUCCUUAGCCAAGCGUGAUUUUCUAAAUAUAUAUAAGGGAAGCAGGAAAUGGACUCUUUGAUAUCUGAAUUAUGCCUUAAGAUGUUUCUUUCGUGAACAAAAUAAUUUCUUUUCCCGCAUAAUGGCUAGUGAUUAAUUUUCUUCAUUCUCCUGUCCAAGAGCUUGUAAUACUUGGGUGAACUCUGAUGUGUAGUUCCGCUAAAUAUGAACUGAUUAUUUACUGUUUUGAGAUCAUGCGUUGAAUUGAAUGUCAUCACGUUUGGAUGUAAUUUGA